GAACAAUUUUUCAUCUCGUCGCCGGUCAAUCAUUUUUUUUUGCUCAAGAUUUUUUUUUAUUUUCUGAACCGAAAAAUGAAAAAUUUUGAAAAAAUAUUUUUUUUUGCUUUUAUUAUUUGUGGGUCAACAUGGGCCACUGAAAUGGAAACUUAUUGUGCUGGUGUUGAAAUUUUGGAAACUGGAGGAAUUUCCUGUGACUUAAAAGAGGACAUCCUACGCAUGCAUAACGACCUGAGAAAUUCAAUCGCCAGUGGAUCUGUUGCUGGACAGCCUCCGGCCUCAAAUAUGCGAGAACUGUACUGGGACGACGAAUUAGCCGAAGGUGCCCAAGACUGGGCCAACCACUGCACGUUCGCUCACAACAAAGAAGAAGAUCGUCGCGUCGAGAGAUUCCGAAGGGUCGGACAAAACAUCGGCAUAACCCGCAGCAGAUCUCUGCACCCAUCAGACAAAAAAGACUUUGCCCGCCAAAUUCAAAAAUGGUUCGACGAAAAUAUUUACUUCCAUUUCAAUCCAAUUAAUCCGACCGAUGUCCAGAAUUCGGGACAUUACACUCAGCUCGCGUGGGCGAACACUUACCUUGUGGGUUGCGGGUUCACUAGAUAUCGCGACCAAAACGUCACUUACCGACUCUAUGUGUGUCACUAUGGGUCUGCUGGAAAUACUUUCGCCAACCUUCCGUAUAAUAAAGGAAAUUUGAACUGCCCAGAAGGUUUUAGUCCGUCGGUAAAUUACCCAGCGCUGUGUAGUAAAAACGACCACGAAGAUUUAAUUUGCGAAGACUCCGAUGAUAAGUCAAUCAAUUCGGCGAUUUCAAGCUAUCCGCCAUCGAUGGAAACACGGAAAUCUUUGGCAGCAGAUUUAGGUUUUUACGAAAAAGAUGAAAAAGAUGAUAGCACUCUGGAAGAUCGCCGACAAUCAAAUGCAAUCGUAGCAGCACCUGAGGAUCGCGGUUCGCGUGACGGAGUUUAUGUUAAAGAUCUCAGAGUUGAUACCAUGUACAAUAUCUUCUACUACUGGAGAUCGCGUGACUGAUUAUUAAUCAUGAUAAUAAUAAUAAUUAUAAAAUAGUCUCGGUUAUGAUGUUUUCAAGUUAAAUUGAUGUAGCGUUAAAUAUGUAUUGCAUGGUAGUCUAGAGUUGUUAAAUAAAUCGUGCAUAAAGUAC
This is a messenger RNA of Microplitis mediator, 1165 nucleotides long. Its product is annotated as scoloptoxin SSD976-like. The transcript is spliced from 7 exons. Lineage: Eukaryota; Metazoa; Arthropoda; Insecta; Hymenoptera; Braconidae. Gene Ontology annotation, cellular component: extracellular region. The record is from RefSeq and is a predicted model, not a curated record. Bases 76 to 1035 code for a protein of 319 amino acids.